Molecule: messenger RNA, 1146 nt
Organism: Recurvomyces mirabilis
Lineage: Eukaryota; Fungi; Ascomycota; Dothideomycetes; Mycosphaerellales; Teratosphaeriaceae
Exons: 1
Coding region: 1-1146 (381 amino acids)
Biological process (GO): protein phosphorylation; intracellular signal transduction
Cellular component (GO): cytoplasm
Molecular function (GO): protein serine/threonine kinase activity; ATP binding
Source: RefSeq, a predicted model, not a curated record
AUGGCAGCCGAGCCUGUUGCCUUACCCCGAGCUGACGAAGAAGGUCAGUCCUUUGGCAUGAACCCGGAGUAUGUGAUCGGACGUCUCAUCAACUCCGGAGGAUUCGGCGUGAUCAAGGAAGCGCGCACGAUCAACAACGGGCAGGAAAUCGUGCGGGCGGUCAAGAUCGUGCGGAAGCCUCAGGUAGAUGGUGGUGGUCGUGGCGGGGUGGCCAAGGUGGAGGAGGAUCGAGACAGCGAGAAGGCGCAGCACGCGCUGGAACACGAAGUCUCGGUCUGGCGAUGGCUGAAUCAUCGACAUAUCCUCAAGCUACACGUUACCUUUGAUACCGAAUUCGCCACCUUCUGCGUCAUGGAUCUCAAUAUCGGCGGUACACUCUUCGAUCUCCUCCGCAAGUCGAGGCGGGAAGCAGGACAGAAUAAUGGACGGAAAGGCCUCGAUCCGAAGUUAGCCAAGGCGUAUGCAUGGCAGCUUGCCUGCGCACUCCGCUAUCUCCACCAAGACAUGAAGGUCUGUCACCGCGACAUCAAGCUCGAGAAUUGCUUGAUCGAUACUACCGUCAUCGAUCCCGAGACUGGGGCGGGAAAUCUACGAGUCUGUGAUUUCGGGCUGGCGGAUUUCUUGCAUCAUGAUGGGAGUAUCAUCGACGAUGAUGAUGAGGUGGAGGAGGAUCUAGAGCACAGUAUCACCAUCACCCCCGGUAUGCACGAUUCCAUGCAUGGGAUCCCCCAGCCCACCAACCCGACCGCAGGAAGCCCUAUCUCGCACCCCGGCCGCACGUCCUCGAUCAUCGGCACGUUGGAAUACGCCUCACCGAAAGGCCUCUCCGUGAAUCGAAAGCUCUUCGAGACAGCGGGGGAUAUAUGGGCGUAUGGCGUUAUCGUCUAUGCGCUCUGUACGGGCGAACUCCCCUUUCGCCACCCGAUGCCGAGUCGAACCGCCGAGUUGAUUCUGAGAGCGGACUGGGAUGUUCAGGCGCUUAAGGAGGCGGCGGCGGGCGGGGAUGCGGUGUUGGAGCUUGUGAGUGGGUGUUUGGAGCGGGAGGUGGAGUUGAGGGGGACGGUGGGGGAUGUGGUGGGGUGUGGGUGGUUUGAGGGGUGUAGGGAAGCUGGUGAUGGUGGUAUUGAUGAGGCGGUGGUGUGGUGA